Molecule: messenger RNA, 3294 nt
Organism: Blepharisma stoltei
Lineage: Eukaryota; Ciliophora; Heterotrichea; Heterotrichida; Blepharismidae
Source: the annotation of a GenBank genome assembly
AUGGAGUCACAGUUACGAAACCAAAAACCUCGAAUUAUUUAUGUUGCUGGUGGGCCAGGCAGUGGCAAAGGUACCCAAUGUGCUAUUAUGGUCAAAGAGCUCGGCUACAAUCACACGUCAAUUGGAGAUCUUAUGAGAGCUGAAAUCAAAGCUGGCUCGCAAGAAGGCAAAGCAGUUGAAGCAAUAGUUAAAUCAGGAAAUUUAGUUCCAAAAGAACUCACUGUCUCUCUUCUCCUCAAAGCUUUACAGAAGAUGAAAGCCAAUACUAUCUUAAUUGACGGCUUUCCUCGAAGCAACGAACAAGCAGUUUAUCUUGAACAAAUAACCCAACCAAUUGAUUACAUUUUAUUAUUUGAUACAGACCAAGAAGAUGUGCUAGUUAACAGACUUAUAGAAAGAGGUUUAACAAGUGGAAGGGCUGACGACAAAGCUGAAACCAUCAGAUAUCGUUUUCAGGUUUAUAAAAAUGAAAGCGCGCCUGUCAUUUCUCUGUAUGAUCCUUUUAAUGUGAUCAGAAGGGUUGAAUGUUUAGCACCUAUAGAAGAAGUAACAAAAAGGACAAUCAAAGCUUUGAGGCCUGAAGUAUAUUUUGUGAUUGGGCCGAAGUUUUCUGGGAAAAGUACAGUUUCUUCAUAUCUGGUAUCUAGAUUUCAGCUGCAUUAUAUUAGUUUGGAUGAGAUUAAAAGAAAAGGAAAAGGGAAAAAUGCAGUGACUCUUACGAAUGAUUAUGAAAUUGCAGACACAUUGAUAAGCACGCUGCAGCAGCUCAGAAACCAAUAUAGAGUAGUAAUAGAAGGAUUCCCUGAAAAUCUCAUCCAAGCCAAAAGGUUUACAAAAAUCCUUGGAGACCCUAAUAGAGUGAUUUAUUUGAAAUGCUCAAAAGAUGUAGCCCAGCAAAGACUUUUAGCUAUUGGCAAGCAGUCUUCUGUCUAUAUAUGCCCACCUGAAUUUAACGCGAUUUAUGAAAAAUUCUCAGCAGCAAUCCACGAUAUUUCAACUUAUUAUAAAAACUUAGGCGACCAUUACGGAGAAAUUCAAGUCAAUGAUAAAGAAGUUGACUAUAUAGCAGAUAAAGCUUCAAAGAUUAUCCAGCCAAAGGUCAUCAUGAUAAGAGGGAAAAUCUGUCAGCCAUUUUUGAAAUAUAUUGAAGCUAAAGGAUAUAAACUUGUAAAUGCAUGCCAUUUAUUAGUGCUGUGAAGAGAAGCAAGAGGACUUUCUAAUACAGUUGGAAUUGAAGAGCCUUCAGAUGAUAGAGAGCUAAUUUCCAUUCUUAAAAAUGUGCUUUUUAGCGGCAAUGGAGUAAGCAAGUUCGCGAUUUAUAAUUUUGCUUUGAAAAACGCAAGCUUAAUAAUGGAAUUUGAAGGGAUGGUUUGCGAUAUUUCUGCUGUAUAUUAUUUAUAUUCACCUCCAUUUCCAAAAAUAGAUGAUGAAGCCACUCAUUGUCUUUUUUCCAUGGGAAAAAUGCACUUUAUUGACACUUACAAAGUAAGCAGAGGGUCAAAUUUGACUGAUAGCGAUAAAAGUUAUUUUGAUAUGGUUAUGAAAGAAACUCAUGAAAAAUCAAGAUCCUGGGUAAUCUUAGUAAUCGGGCCAACUCUAAGUGGAAAAACUGAGAUAAGUAAUUUUAUUUCGCAAAAGAUGGGCUAUCCUCUUGUUAAUUACAACACUAUUAUUGAAGAAACGAAAGUGCAGCUAUCAACAGAAGAGGAGCCAAAAGAAUCUUUAACUUAUUCUGAGUUUCUUAGUGGCGUCCAGAAAUACUUACCCCUCCAUAAGCGAACAAAAAAUGUUGUUCGCUCACGAGAGGGGUUAAUUUUUUUUUUAAAGUGUAAAAAAUUACACUUGUGUGUAAAAAUUGAGAAGUAAAAAUUAAUUGAAUUUGUAAAAAAUUUAUGUUUUAAGUUGAAAUUUAUUUUAAAUUAAAUAGAAUUAGCUCGAGAUUUUCAUUAUACUAAUUAUCACUUAUAUGUCAAUUCUUUUUUAACAAAAAAUUUUUCUAUAAAAAAAGGGAUUUUUUCAAUGGCUUUGUUCGCUCAAGGAAGGGGGGAGAUAGCAAAAUUUUCAAAUAAAUUUUUGGUUUUUGAUGGCUUGCCACCUGCAGACCAAAUGUUCGCUGGAAAGGAUGAAACUUUCCCAGAAUUCCAAGCUCCAGAAGGAGAAAUCGAAGAAGAAGCAGCAAUAAGCAUGAAAUCAGAUGAAGUAGCAAAAAGAGCUAACGCAUUUAUUGAGAAAUUGCCAUUAUUACUCACCAUCGAGCUUGAAUGCACAUUUGAGGCUUGUGAAAAAAGAUACAGAGAAAAAAAUGAAGUCAACCCAGAUGAUGUCCUUCCUGCAGAAAGCCGAAAAGAAAUUCUUGAAACAAUAAAAGUCCAUGAAAAAAUUUCUAAAGGCAGUGAUUUAAUGCCCCAUAGAAUUCCACGCUCCCUUGCGGUUGAUUCUUCAUCAAAAACUCUACCUCAGAUAAAAGCAACAAUAUUAUCUAAUUUAGAAAGAAGAGUUAUUUUGAUAAGAGAAUCUUGGCUUCCACCAGAAGUUUUAAGCAUGCUUUACUGGAAAAACCAGCUUUUCCACAUUGAAAUGCAAACAAUUCUCCAAAAAGGAGAGUCUAGACUUGACGAUAUUGGGGAAAAGCUGAGAAGAGGGGUUUAUGACCCUAAAAUACGUGUAGAGUUAAUAAAAGAAGAAAUUGAAUCACGCCCAUUGAGAGAUACAAUCAUAAUUAUUUCUGGAUUUGAAGUCAACGAAACUGAUGAGUAUCUAAGCGGCUUAGAAGAACUUAUUCUAAUAGAAAGAGAAAUUGGCAGAGUCCAAGCACUUAUUACUUUCAGCGAUGAGCUUGAUGAAGUUGAUAUUGAAAUGAUUCCUGUGAGAAAAAGAAAGCCAAAAGUCAAGAAAGAAAAAGAAGAAGACAAAGACGAAAAAGAUGAAAAAAGCUCAGAUGAAGAAGAACAGAAAUCAAUCAGCAUAAGAAAAGAAAUUGAAGAGAUCCCUGAGGAAGUUCAUAUGUGGAAUAACAGCCAAAGAUCGAAUUUUAGUAAGGUUUUUCAUCAUUAUCAAGGAGUCAGAUCUCAGCUGAGAAGAGUUGAAUUAAAAGGGGAAGACAUGCUCAGCACUAUUUUGAAAACCCUGAGAAGGGUCAUAGAAGAAAAAGAUAUCAGAUGGAAUAUUCAGUUCUUACUUGAUGACUCAGAUUCAAGGAUUUUGCAAUCAGAAGUGUUAGGGAUUCAGUAUCCACCAACAGCUCCGUUUCAGCAAAUACUUCCACUUGAUAUCAGGAAUUUGGGGAAAAAAUAA